GGAUCAUCAUUUUACAUACAUCUCCUAUCGGUAUAUAUAACACGUGUCAAUCCGCGAAGCUAUGUAGACAGUCGAAGCCAUUUCCUUCGGAUACCGUUCACCAAGUCCAUAGGACAUGUAUUGCAGCAUGAAUUCCAUCCUCUGCGCAUGCGUACUGUGGAUUUGUGUGAUGGUUUCUGCUGCAGGGAAAACUAAACGAAAUAUGUACGGGGAUUGUGUUAGAGUGUGCCAUCCACAUAAUCCCACAUGGAUCAAGAAAAUGUUCCGGUAUUGCGUUACUGAAAAUGAAUGUACGUAUUGCAAGUAUUACAGCUGUCCUGAGCUUCAGCAAUGCAAGAAGAGACGGUUAAUUAUCCCUCCAGUACCGACACUAGACAGAAACUGCAUGUCUUGCCCAGGUACUUGUGUGUAUGGCGGCAAACUAUACAAGCGGACAGAUAGAUUCAAGGCAGCUGACGAUAUCAAUGAAUGUCAGUGUAAAAACUUCGGGAGGGUGCAUUGUUCCAGAAAAAAGAAACCCUCAUUGAGAAAGUAUUGUGGCAUAUAAAACUAAUUUUUACGGUGUAAUUUAUAAGGUGUAAUUGAUACGAUGUAAUUCAUACUAAUUUAUAUAUGAAUAAAAUAAGUGAGAGAAUGUGAUAUCGGGGGGAACAGGCGAUGUUUGUCUCUUUUAUUCGUUAGCCUGUUAUGCAAUUGUAAACAAACUGCAAUUGAAUGGUUCGUGGUGUUGUGCAUCUGUCGGACACAUCAGUUUUCGAUAUAUUUAUUGAAUCAUAGCUGUAUUUUAAGUUACUAUAUGUGUUGUUAAUUCACCGUCAAUCAAACAUAUAUAUUGUUAUAUUGAUCUAAUGAUAAAAACUAUUGUGAAAAAGUUCCACAAAACGAUUUCUUUACAAUGCCAGGGGCGAGCCCUAUAUUAAUAUUGUCUCGCCAUGCAUGUUUUAAUAAAACAACUACCACUGAU
Pecten maximus is the source of this 964-nucleotide messenger RNA. RefSeq lists its product as uncharacterized. The transcript is spliced from 4 exons. The record is from RefSeq and is a predicted model, not a curated record. Bases 116 to 547 code for a protein of 143 amino acids. Lineage: Eukaryota; Metazoa; Mollusca; Bivalvia; Pectinida; Pectinidae.